Messenger RNA from Magnusiomyces paraingens, 4020 nucleotides. RefSeq lists its product as uncharacterized. The transcript has 2 exons. Bases 1 to 4020 code for a protein of 1339 amino acids. Gene Ontology annotation, biological process: transmembrane transport. Gene Ontology annotation, molecular function: ABC-type transporter activity; ATP binding; ATP hydrolysis activity. Gene Ontology annotation, cellular component: membrane. Lineage: Eukaryota; Fungi; Ascomycota; Dipodascomycetes; Dipodascales; Dipodascaceae. The record is from RefSeq and is a predicted model, not a curated record.
AUGGGAUCACCACAACUUGGAAAUAAUGCACUCUCGUCUCAAGAAAAGAAUAUUGGCUUAGAUCAUUUGUCUUCAAUAACAACUCAAACCGACGCUGAUGAGAAGCAAAAUUCGCUGCCUAAUAAAAAAAAGAAAAAGGGAAAAAAAGACAAAUAUGCUGAUCCAAACGCUCAUAUUCUCAACCUUAGCUACGAAGGUCGCACCAACGAAGAAAUAGAUAUUUUAAAGAAACAAAUUAUAAUUCCAGAUAAUUCAGUAUCAUACUUUACUCUUUAUCGUUAUGCUACCAAAUUUGAUCUUUUUAUGAUAAUUCUCGCUAAUUUUGGUGCAAUAUGCUCGGGCGCAGCGUUACCACUAUUUACUCUUAUCAUGGGUAACAUCACAGACAAUUUUUCCCGUUUUCUUACUACAGGUCAAGGUGCUGAUGAGUUUCAACAUUCAGUGAACCACAAUACUCUUUAUUUUCUUUAUUUAAUGAUUGGAAUUUGCACUGUUACCACUCUAGAAACAUAUGUUGCAGUUGAUCGAGGCGAAGUUAUUACCGCCCGUAUUAGAGAACACUAUAUACAGGCAAUUCUUCGCCAAAACAUUGCUUAUUUUGAUAAGGUUGGUCCUGGUGAAAUUACCAAUAGAAUUACUUCUGAUGUCAAUCUUAUUCAGGAAGGGAUUUCUGAAAAAGUCAAUAUAAUUUUUUCUGGAUUUGCAACAUUUUUUGCUGCUCUUGUUAUUGGCUUUAUUCGUUCCUGGCGUCUUACUUUAAUUUUGUUUUCUACUAUUGUUACAAUCAUAAUAACUAUGGGUAUUGCAUCAAGAUUCAUGAUGAAAUAUACUAUUUCCGCUUUAGGAGCAUUUUCCAAAGCUUCUUCAGUUGCGGAAGAUAUUCUUAGUUCUAUUCGUACCACCACUGCGUUUGGAAUCCAAAGAAGAUUAUCCCAGAAAUAUGAUUUUCAUGUUGAUGAGUCAUUUCGUUAUGGCGUCAAGGCUGGUAGGACUAUUAUGCUAAUGGUUGCUGGUCUUUGGCUGAUUAUUUAUUGGACAUAUGGUCUUGCUUUUUGGCAAGGUGCCCGUUUCAUCGCUGAUGGAACUGGAUCUGUUGGCUCUACAGUCACUGUAAUUAUGUCUAUUAUUAUUGGAUCUGUUAGUAUUGGUGGUGUGACACCAGCUUUUCAAUCUGUAGGAAAGUCAGUUGGUGCUGCGAAAAAAAUUUUUGAAACAAUAGACAGGGUCCCCCUUAUCGAUUCUUCUUCAGAAGAAGGAAAAAAACUUAAUGAAAUUACAGGUGAAAUCAAAUUUCAAAAUGUCCGCUUUGCUUAUCCAUCUCGUCCUAAUGUCACAGUUUUAAACAAUUUUUCUUUAGAUAUUAAACCCGGAACAAAAGUUGCUUUAGUAGGUGCAUCUGGUUCUGGAAAGUCCACGAUAAUUGGUAUUCUUGAACGUUUUUAUUCGUAUCUUGGAGGAUCAGUUACUUUGGACGGUAUUGAGCUUUCUUCUUUUAAUGUCAAAUGGCUACGCCAACAAAUGGCUUUGGUUUCUCAGGAACCUACUUUGUUUAACGUUUCAAUUUUUGAAAAUAUAUCAUAUGGUUUGAUUGGCACACAAUAUGAAAAUUCCUCUAAAGAAGAAAAAUUAAACUUGAUUAUUGAAGCAUGUAAAAAAGCUAAUGCAUGGGAAUUCAUACAGACUCUCCCAGAAGCCCUUGAUACCAAUGUUGGACAGCAAGGUUUUUUACUUUCUGGUGGGCAAAAACAGCGUAUUGCUAUUGCCAGAGCCAUUGUUUCUGAGCCUAAAAUUUUGCUUUUAGACGAAGCUACCUCUGCUCUUGAUACCAAAUCUGAGGGUGUUGUUCAAGAGGCUUUAGAUCGUGCUGCUACCAAUCGCACUACUAUUGUUAUUGCUCAUCGUCUUUCAACAAUUAAAGAUGCCGAUAAGAUUGUUGUCGUUUCUUCUGGUAACAUUAUUGAAAUGGGUACACAUCACGAGCUUUUAGCUGAAAAAGGAGCAUAUUACACUUUAGUUAAAGCUCAAGACAUUAAAAAGCGAGACCAACAUGAACCCGUACACUCUUCACGUUUUAGUAUUGGUAACAACGAAACACAAUCUUUACUCAGUGAUGCCAGCACUGGCAUGAGUGCUGAACUUUCACAGAGCGGAACCAAUAGCUCUAAUUAUUCAAUUUCAGAUAAGGCCAUUGCUGAUAUGAAAGAAGAUGGAUACUUUGAUAAACCUGUCCAAACUCGAUCUACUAUUGCUCUUGUGAAAUAUCUCAACAAAUUCACCGUCGGUUAUAAUAAACUUUUAAUAUCUGGAGCAAUUUGUGCUCUCACUACUGGCGUUGGUUAUCCAAUUAUGGCCUAUAUUUAUGGUAAGAUUUUGGACAGUCUUAUGGUACCCCCUGAUCAGUAUGGACAUAUGAGACAUGAAGUAAAUGUUUUGUCUGGUUAUUUUGUUUUACUGGGCGGCAUUGAGUUUUUCAUUUUUUGCGGUCUUCUUGGAUCCCUUACUUAUCAUACACAGGUAUUAGUCAAACGCAUUCGUAUUCAAGUCUUUCAACAUUAUUUGCAAAUGGACAUUGCAUAUUUUGAUGAUGAAAAUAAUUCUACUGGUGCAUUAACAUCAACUCUAUCUAAAGAUGGCCAAAGUGUUGAAGGGUUUGGCGGUGUGACUUUAGGUCAAAUUUUAAACAGUUUAGCUACACUAUUUGGUGGAAUCAUCAUGGCUAUUUCUAUCAACUGGCGUCUUGGACUGGUUUGCACGUCUUGUGUGCCAAUUUUGGUAGGGUGUGGGUUUUUGCGUGUCUAUAUUUUGACUAAACUUGAGGAACGUGCUAAAAAAACUUAUGCCGACUCCGGCCAAUAUGCUUGUGAAAGUGUAAGCUCAGUGCGUACUGUUGCAUCUCUUACUAAGGAAGAUUAUGUUCUCCAAACUUAUUCUAAUUCGGUUGAGACUCAAGUCAAGCGUGCGCGUAUUCCUAUGGCUCGUUCUGCACUUAUGUAUGGCCUUUCACAAGGAUUACUACCAGGAAUUAUGGGUCUUGGCUUUUGGUAUGGUGCAACUUUAAUUCGCAAGGGCCAAAGUUCGUCAUAUCAAUUUUUCACAGCAUUUGUGGCUGUUGUUUUUGGUGCUCAAAGCGCUGGACAAGUUUUUUCAUAUGCUCCAAGUAUAGGUAAGGCACGGCAAGCAUCACAAAAUGUUGCACGGAUAUUUGACAUUCAGUCAACAAUUGAUCCUACUUCUAAAGAUGGUGAUCUUCUUACCAAUGUAGUUGGAGAAAUUGAAUUCCGAGAUGUACACUUUCGGUAUCCGACAAGACCACAUGUUCCUGUUUUGAGAGGAUUAAACUUGAAUAUCAAACGUGGCGAGUACAUUGCUUUAGUAGGGUAUUCAGGAUGCGGAAAAAGUACAACUAUUGGCUUAAUUGAACAGUUUUACCGGGCAUUAUCUGGUAGUAUAUUGUUGGACGGUGUUGAUAUUACAACACUUAAUGUAAGCGAGUACCGAAAACACAUCGGUUUAGUGCAACAAGAGCCAGUGUUAUUCAGUGGCACAAUUCGUGACAACAUUUUACUUGGUUUGGAUGAAUAUCAAGCCCAAGAUGUUUCUGAGGAGGAGCUUUAUAUGGCAGCACGUAAGGCAAAUAUUCAUGAAUUCAUUAUGUCAUUGCCAGAGGGUUAUAAUACUGAAACAGGAACCAAAGGAACCUUAUUAUCUGGCGGACAAAAACAACGGAUUGCAAUUGCGCGAGCAUUGAUUAGAAACCCUAAAGUAUUAUUAUUGGAUGAAGCGACGUCUGCUCUGGACAGUGAAUCAGAAAAGGUUGUUCAGGCAGCGUUAGAUGAAGCAGCAAAAGGGCGUACUACAAUAGCAGUUGCUCAUAGACUUUCAACAAUUCAAAAUGCUGAUGUGAUUUAUCUUAUUGACAAAGGUAAAGUUGCUGAGGCUGGAACUCAUGACGAACUGCUUGCACUUAAUGGACUUUAUUUUCAACUAGUCAAAAUGCAGGCAUUGGAAGAAGGUUUAUAG